ACUGAUCAUAAUUCAUCAAAUAAAUUGAAACAGUUUGUGAUAGUUUUGUGAAAAUUUCAAAUAUGCCGCUAAUGAUAGCUCUGUAUAUUUUGAAUUGUGGAAUAGUGUGUCUUGUUCAAGGCAAAUUCUUACAAAUAUCAACAAUGUUCACUUCGGGCGAAGUGAGAUUUUCUUGGAAACCGUUAGACUAUUCUUUAUAUGACGUCCUCCUUACCAAAGAUGACUCACCAGAUGCCUGGGUCCGUGUGUCUGAUUCACAAUACACUGUGAAGCAUGUGUUGUUGUAUGAUUCCAUCCGGAUCAAUGUGAGAACAAGUGGAUCGAAUGUUAUCAACGUAAUGACAUACAACGUCUCAAAAGUUAAAACUCAGAUAGGAGGCAAGACGAAUAUUUCAUGGACAGCUGCAUAUUUUCCAUUUUCCGGACAAUACUACGUCUAUCACACAUAUAAAGAAAACAGAACAAUAUUGAGUAUAAGCAGCAGCGGAGUAAAUUAUGGAGAAGAUACACAAACAAGUAAAUACGCUUACACCUCCAGACCGUUUAAUUCCACUAACAUCGUGUUUGAGAUUAGGGACAUAACUCUGGAUGAUGCGGGAUAUUACAAUGGCGGGUUGUCUGCUGACGCAGCGUGGUCAGGUGGGGGUGUUGUAUUAAUUGUAUCUGGAAAACCCGAAAAGCCAAAAAUAGACGGAAAGCUUAAUACACUAGUAAACGCAUUCUUAGAACUGAUCUGUGUCAGUAAAUCAACUUCCACACCUGACUAUUACUCAAAGCUUCUAAUCUUGUCGUACACGUGGUUUAUAAACAACACAAAGGUGGAAGGAAAAGCCAAGGAAUCUUUCAUAUUAAACGUUACUAAAUGGCACAGGUAUAACAGGUAUUCGUGUCUAGCGACAGAAGAAGAUCUGGAGUCUGAUCGGAGUGAUGCAGUACAGAUUAAUCCUUUAUAUGGCCCAGAAAAACUCACUUUAACACCAAAGCCAAAAUUGGAUGAAAAUGAUAAGUUCACUGUUUUGGAAGGUGAUAUAGUCGGUCCAAUCUUAUGUUCAGCGGACUGUAAUCCACCUUGUAACGUUACGUGGAAAUACAAGGACUCAAACGGGCAAAGAGAUGCCUUGUCUCAAAAAGGGAUAUUACUACUACGAAACGUCAACAGAAGUAACACCCAAAUUACGUGCUUAUCCAGAUGGAAAAAUGUAUCAAUGAAGAAAGACAUUUCACUUGAUGUUCAGUAUGUUGAUGUCCCAGCUGUAUAUCUAAAUGACGAAUUGGUGUCUUCACGGAUAACCAUCCUGGAGGGAAAACCGUUCCAUCUGUCUUGUUUUGUUGAUGGAAACCCGACUCCAACUGUACGACUCGGUAAAUCACAGAACGGAGGGACUGUCAUUUUGUCUGAGGAUAGGAACCACUGGUCAAACUACAACAUUGGUACAGGAGCUCAGUGUUCUGACACAGGGACAUAUGUUUGUUUAGGACAGUCUACAGAUCUGAAAACCAACACAAGGGCCAUUGACGUAAACAUUUUGUGUGCACCAAGGCUAGAUAAAGAGGUUAGAUUGGAGACAAUCACUGAGUCAGUUUUCUGGCGUCAUAUACCAGCACCGUGUAAUUAGCAUCAUUUCUGGUUUGGAAGACGAAAAACUCGGUGAAUAUAAGCUUUUGUACGAAAGAAAAUUUCUAACAAGCGUUUUCAUCAGAAAAGAAGGUAAGAUAUCUACAUAUACUAAAUUAUGAUGACGGACAAUACAUAGAAAUCACAUAUAAAAAUAUAAAAUUAAUGAUAUAGUCAACUACACUUAAAAUUAAAAAAGAUAUAUUCAUGUUAUCUUAAGCCAGUUUUAUGAUUGAAAGAAUCGAAAUAUUUAUUUGCUUAUAUUACAACUUUUGAUAGCGUUAUGGUUUUAUAUAUGCUCUACUUGUGUAAUCUAGUCAAGAUUACUCUCGAGUGAUUUUUUUACAAACAUCAUUAUUCUAAGUUAAGAUAUGGUGUCUAUCGGUAAAAGCAUGAAAAUCCACUUUUAAAUUAAAUAUUCAAUUAAAAUAUUGAUAUUAAUAUUAGUUGUCUUAAAAAAAAACAUUCAUACAAAUCUUAAUACUUAUUUCAAGCAGUUUCAAUUAUAUUUAGUAAAUAACCUUUAAUUUUAGUAGAUGAGGUAUACUUCCGAUUAAAAUUCUAACACAUAAUGAAAAAUGUGAUGGGAAUCAAUAGGUAUCUGUAUAUAUCUGUAUAAAUGAUUUUAUCUCAAGUCAAACGUAUAAGCAUAAUGUUUUCUACAUGUAAUUAAAGAUUUACAUAAAGCUGUUGCUGCAUUAAAAACAAAUUAGAGCGAGAUGCAAUGCGUGCGAAAUAAUAAAAUUUGUGGGAUGUCAUAUAUGGCUAUAACUGAGAUCGUCCGAAGCAGGUCACAACAAACCGACAAAACAAGGGACACAUAACCUUUGAUCGUUGUUCUCUUUGUUGUACUGUUAUAUCAUGGCGCAAGCGCAAACGAUGUCACAUGCCGAUCAUUUCUUUAAAAAGAAUACUUGUUUUGUCUUUCAUUAGAUAUUUUUAACAGGUGCAGUGGUUGACAUUUUUUUAAAACGCGUUUUAAUAUGAUUGCUAUUAGUUAGUAAAAUAGCCUCUUAGUAACAAAUAAUUUCGUUUUGAAAUAAGCUCAGUCUAUGCUCCUCAACAUAAUUAAUGGUGUUCCAAAAACCACAAUAGUGGUCGUUUCAAAUUAAUUAGUUAUAAUAAAUUUCAAAUAGAUAUUAAAAGAGUGUCUUCGAUGAGAAUUAUCAUACUCCUCCAUCGUGGUCGUUACAUCGUCACAUGAUUAGCGAGAGUUCGCGUGAAAGUAGAUUUCCGAUUACAUGGUUAAAAAUGGUACUUGUGGUUAUGUAUCGGCUAAAUUAAGUUGAGGUAUAUCAGAGAUGACAAGGAAGAGCGAGGCUGCGGUGGAAGGCGAGAAAGAUCUAUUAUUUGUUGUUGGCUAAUUGAGUGUUAUUUAUGCGUGUUUGCACGUCAUACAAAGAACAGGUACUGUCAACAUUCAACAUUUUUUUUACAGUUUUCCUAGUUUGCGUUAUUGUUGAUGUUGCAUUUGAUCUUGUUUUUUAUAUUGUAUUCAAUUCGGAUAUUUGGUUACUGUCUAAUCUGGAAGUCACUUUUUUAUUGUUUUGCGUCUGAUAUUUAUUUUACAUUAUAAUAAGUCAUGUGUCUAAAGAAAAUUGAAAAAAAAAUAUCCUUAACUCUUUAAUCAGUUAUUUUAACUAACAUGUACUACUGCUUUUAUAUCAAAAUAUAUUACAAAAUGCAUUGUAGCUCUACUUUGGAUUCUUUCUGUGGAGCCAAAGUCUGAGGAAAGUCCAGCAAAAUGAGGAGUACAUCAAUGCCGAUAAAUAUGAAUUCAAAAACAUCUUAUUUUUAUGAUUAUGGAGGUAGCAAUAAUUUCACGACUGGACAGAGAGAAAUUUCUUUGUGGUCAGCUGUAAGGACGCUUCGGUUGACUACGUCUAAUGUCUCUCAAAUAAUUGUAGCAAUAAAACGCAAUACGUAAUCAAUACCCUUAAAAUAUCGAUUAGAUAAAGAUAAUUUAAACUCUCUUCUAGUUUAAAAUUAUUUUAAUAUUACUAAUGGAAAAUGUGGUUGUGUAUUUUCAACUGUAUGUUUAUAUAGACAUAAGUAUUUUUUGAUACACUUAAAACGAAUCUUAAGUGUGCUUGUAAUUUGGAACUAAGACCGCUAUUUCAAUGUAACACAACACGCCAGAAAGAUGGUACCCUGGAAUAUUGCAAAUGCAAAAUGUGUGUUUCUGUGCUCAAAGGAUUUGCAAACAGUUUUGGUAUUAUUUAACAUAAUUAAUUUACAAAAAAUAAAAAGAAAAAAAAAACUAAUCAUAAAUUAUUAAAAUAUCAUAUUUUAUCAUAUAGAUAUAAACAUUAUCUAUUUUUGUUUAAAUGAUGAUUUAUAGCUUAGCAAUGCAUCAUUUUGUUUACGUAUAUAAAUAAUGAGUGUGUCAUUAUAUAUUUAUCAGUUAGGCGAAGUUUCUAUGAAGAUAUCGUGAAUUGCGCAUAUUUUUAAUCCUGUAAAUAAUGGCUACCGAUUAAAAUACUACUAGCCUUAAUGCUGCUGUAAAAAUGUUCCAUGGUGAUUUUUAUAAAGUACAAUGCAUAUAAUACAAUGCAUUAAAACAAUUGUUAAUUGCUUAAAAAUUUUUUGUAGUCUCAAAGAGCUAAAAGUCAGAUAGGAGGCAGGGCAAAUAUUUCAGGGACAGCUGCCUUCCGUCCAACUGCUGGAAUGUACAGCGUUUUUCACACGUAUAACGAAAACGGAACUAUAUUAAAUAUUCAAGGUUUAAGGUUACGGGCAUUAAAUAUCCGUAUGUUCUAUUUUAUCUACCACUUUGAUUGCAUCAAUAAGAUCAAAUUAUUAUCGAUUUAUUUUCAUAGUUUUAUUAAUUCAAAUUUCUAUCAACUUUUUGAAAACUUUAAAACAAACAACGCCAUUACUAAAAACCGUAAUCUUUUUUAUUCAUGCUGCCCUUAGAAACAAUCAUUUAAUAGGGUUAUGUCAAAUUAAAUUGAAUAAUUAUUUGCACACCAGAUUACCCUGUAUAUAUUCACUUCAAAUAAAAACACAAAAACUCUAUUGGUUGCUUAAAAACAUAUAAAAAAUAAUUUGUGCCGUUUUUUCAAAAAGAUUUGUUAUGUUGUUAUUUCUUUCCCUUUUAUUUAGAGAAAUAUGUGCAUAUAUUUUUAAAAAUUUACCAUAGAUAGAACGAAUUGUGUUAGUUGUAUGUUGUACGCCACGUUCGUGUAUUUAUUUUUUAUUUGUAAUAUUCACAUGUUAUCCUAAUUCUUUCAACAUUAUGGGUUUAUAUACAAGUCAUAGAGAGAAUAAAAUUAACAAAACAUUUAUUCCUCAUGAACAUCUAUAACCAUUGCAAAUAAUAAUCAAAUAUGAAAUGUAUGCCUUUUCUCAACGAUGUCUAUUGUUAUUUUCUAAGAAUUUUCUUACUUGUGAUUUUUCCCCAUUUUUUGAGCCAUA
Messenger RNA from Magallana angulata, 5032 nucleotides. RefSeq names its product B-cell receptor CD22-like. The transcript has 8 exons. The record is from RefSeq and is a predicted model, not a curated record. Bases 63 to 1616 code for a protein of 517 amino acids. Gene Ontology annotation, molecular function: cell adhesion molecule binding. NCBI's taxonomy places the organism in Eukaryota, Metazoa, Mollusca, Bivalvia, Ostreida, Ostreidae. Gene Ontology annotation, cellular component: cell-cell junction. Gene Ontology annotation, biological process: cell-cell adhesion.